Diceros bicornis minor is the source of this 1563-nucleotide messenger RNA. RefSeq names its product keratin, type II cytoskeletal 73-like. NCBI's taxonomy places the organism in Eukaryota, Metazoa, Chordata, Mammalia, Perissodactyla, Rhinocerotidae. The transcript is spliced from 10 exons. Gene Ontology annotation, biological process: intermediate filament organization; keratinization. The record is from RefSeq and is a predicted model, not a curated record. Gene Ontology annotation, molecular function: structural constituent of skin epidermis. Gene Ontology annotation, cellular component: keratin filament. The coding region runs from base 1 to 1563 and encodes 520 amino acids.
AUGGAACUAACUUCUGGACAAUGGAAUCUCUCUGGCCUCCUCAGCGUGAGCCGCCAAUACACCUACAAGUUGGGAGCUGCCGCCAAAGGGGGCUUCAGUGGCUGCUCAGCAGGGCUCUCAGAGGGCAGCUCGUCCUCCUACCACAGAGGGAGCAAAGGACUCAGUGGGGGCUUCAGCAGUCGAAGCCUCUACAGCGUGGGGGACGCCCGGAGCAUCUCUUUCAACGUGGCCAGUGGUAGCGGGCGGGAAGGGGGUUACGGGUUUGGCUGCAGCCGGGCCAGUGGCUUUGCUGGCAGCAUGUUUGGCAGUGUGGCCCUGGGUCCUGCGUGUCCAUCCGUGUGCCCACAUGAGGGCAUCCACCAGGUCACCGUCAACAAGAGCCUCCUGGCCCCCCUCAAUGUGAAGCUGGACCCCGAGAUCCAGAAAGUGUGCACCCAAGAGCGGGAGCAGAUCAAGGCUCUGAACAACAAGUUUGCCUCCUUCAUCGACAAGGUGCGGUUCCUGGAGCAGCAGAACCAGGUGCUGGAGACCAACUGGGAGCUGCUGCAGCAGCUGGACCUGAACAACUGCGAGAACAAUCUGGAGCCCAUCCUUGAGGGCUACAUCAGCAACCUGCAGAAGCAGCUGGAGACGCUGUCUGGGGACAGGGUGAGGCUGGACUCGGGUCUGAGGAGUGUGCGGGACGUGGUGGAGGACUACAAAAAGAGGGCACUGAGCUCAGAUGUGGAUGCGGCUUACAUGAGCAAGGUGGAGCUGCAGGCCAAGGUGGACACCCUGCACGGAGAAAUCAACUUCUUCAAGUGUCUGUACGAGCGGGAGAUCGCUCAGAUCCAGUCCCACAUCAGUCACAUGUCUGUCAUCCUGUCCAUGGACAACAACCGGGACCUGGACCUGGACAGCAUCAUUGCUGAGGUCCGGGCCCAGUAUGAGGAGAUCGCCCUGAAGAGCAAGGCUGAGGCUGAGGCGCUGUACCAGAGCAAGUUCCAGGAGCUGCAGCUGGCAGCCGGCCGGCACGGGGACGACCUCAAACACAUCAAGAACGAGAUCUCGGAGCUGACCCGGCUCAUCCAGAGGCUGCGCUCAGAGAUGGAGAGUGUGAAGAAGCGGUGCUCCAACCUGGAGACAGCCAUUGCCGACGCCGAGCAGCGUGGUGAUUGUGCCCUGAAGGACACCCGAGCCAAGCUGGACGAGCUGGAGGCUGCCCUGCACCAGGCCAAGGAGGAGCUGGCCCGGAUGCUGCGCCAGUACCAGGAGCUGAUGAGCACAAAGCUGGCCCUGGACGUGGAGAUCGCCACCUACAGGAAGCUGCUGGAGGCAGUCAUCAGUAGUUCCACAGCUGGGACCCUGGGCGCAGGAACCGGCUUUGGGUUCAGUGGCGCCGGCACCUAUGGCUACUGGCCCAGCUCUGUCGGCCGGGGCUGCAGCAUGCUGUCUGGGGGCUGCAUCACUGGCAGUGGGAACUGCAGCGCCCGCGGGGAGGCCAAGACCAGGCUGACUCCACAGCUGGGAGCACCCCUGCAGGCUGGUCCUAUCAACGAAGAGAUCUGUGUCCUCCAUACGUGA